AUGAAAUUUGGCUCAUGGACGAAUGACCAGAGCCGCAUCGAUCUGAUCAUGAUCGGUAAUCAGUCGAACCAGGCGAGCUACUGGGAGAGCGGCGAGUGGGAGAUUCUCGAUUCCUACGGUUUCCGCCACGAGCGCAAGUACAACUGCUGCGAGAACAUAUUCAUCGACAUCGUGUACUCUUUCCACAUUCGUCGCUUGCCGCUCUUCUACACCAUCAACCUCAUCAUUCCCUGUCUCCUCAUUUCCUUCCUAACAGUUCUCGUAUUCUACUUACCCUCCGACUCGGGUGAAAAAAUCACACUCUGCAUUUCUGUUCUUCUUACUCUUACAGUGUUUCUACUGGUCAUCACUGAAAUCAUCCCCUCGACCUCGCUCGUCGUGCCGCUGAUAGGAGAGUAUUUACUUUUCACGAUGAUUUUCGUCACUCUUUCCGUCAUGAUUUCCGUAUUUGUCCUCAAUAUCCACUAUCGAAAUCCAGCCAUGCACAGGUAG
Messenger RNA from Oikopleura dioica, 492 nucleotides. The record is from the annotation of a GenBank genome assembly. Lineage: Eukaryota; Metazoa; Chordata; Appendicularia; Copelata; Oikopleuridae.